Messenger RNA from Penicillium griseofulvum, 777 nucleotides. Its product is annotated as kinetochore Spc25 family protein. The coding region runs from base 1 to 777 and encodes 258 amino acids. The transcript is spliced from 2 exons. Gene Ontology annotation, cellular component: Ndc80 complex. NCBI's taxonomy places the organism in Eukaryota, Fungi, Ascomycota, Eurotiomycetes, Eurotiales, Aspergillaceae. Gene Ontology annotation, biological process: chromosome segregation. The record is from RefSeq and is a predicted model, not a curated record.
AUGACUUCUUCAUUUGAACCUUCACUCUCGACAAGUGGUAUGCGACCACCGCUUGCCUCGGCAGAUGCACCAUCAAUGGCAGACUCAUUGCCUAGCAUCAACUUUGGAUUCGAGGACCUGCGCAAUACCAUGACACAAUUCACAGUAAAGUUUGACGCGUUUAUCGAGCGCGGUCGCAAACGAGUCUUGGAGGAACGAAACCAGUUUCACAUUAACCUGGCUGAAUAUGAAGAGGAUGAGCGCAUGCGACAACGUGAUAUCGAAAUUCUCAACCUCAAAUCACAAACCCACGAACAAACCCUCCAAAAGGAAGCGGCCGAGGCUGCUGAAAUGCACGCAGCUAUAUCAUCUAUCACCUUGGAACGCGAUUCCCGGCUUGCCAAACGUGACCGUUUAAAGCAGCAGAUCGCCGAGACACAGAAGGCCAUCAGUCAAAAGGUCGAGGCACAGAAGUCUCACGCACAACAUUUAGAUGCGCAAGCUCGUCUCAAUUUUCCAGAGUUGGAGUUUUGGCAGGAUUACCUUUGUAUUCGAAUUGAAGGCGCUGGACGUGAGGACCGGUUAAAAUUUGUCUACAGCCAUCUAUUGGAGAAGGACUGGGAGGCGGAGGCUUGGUUUGAACUGGGCACCGCCAGUCGCGAUUACGAGGUUUUUCAUACGCGCCCCAAGGUUGACCGAGAUAGCUUGGAGCAUGUGGUAGAUCUCGUCAACGAUGACCGAGAUUUUGGGGCGUUCCUGAAGCGGAUGCGUAAGUUGUUUGUUGAGGCAAUGAACUAA